Molecule: messenger RNA, 3194 nt
Organism: Salvelinus sp. IW2-2015
Lineage: Eukaryota; Metazoa; Chordata; Actinopteri; Salmoniformes; Salmonidae
Gene: stbd1
Product: starch binding domain 1
Cellular component (GO): membrane
Molecular function (GO): starch binding
Source: RefSeq, a predicted model, not a curated record
UCUGAGACGUGUUGUGCCGCAAUAAGAGGUCAUUUGGAACGCGCCUGGAGAAGAAUACACACACGCGUGUUGGUAUUCGCGUGUUUAUAUCCGAUCACGGUGCUUUUACCUGGCUCUCUCCUAUCGUUGACCGAAGCUGCAGAAAUGACCAUCAAGAAAAGUAAAACCGUCGAGUUUGAAAGCCGUGCUGGGGAUUUAACUGCGUUGUAUUGUAUGAGUGAUUGGAUGAUUGCAGUGGUUCUCGCUAUGAUUGCCAUGAUGUCUGUAUGGGCUGCACUGAUCAUAUAUAGAUCUAUACAGACACUGAAAGGUCCGAGAAGAAAGGUUGAAGAUGAAACUGGAAAGGAGACUACAAACGAAGAAGCAGCCCUCUCUUGUGUCGAGUCAACAGAGGAGACUGAGGUGGUUCCAGAGGCACUGGAGAGCUGGGAUGGAGAGGGAUGGACGAGGGAACCCAUGGUACGGAUUCCGACAAUCGAUGAGGAUGUAGAACCCAUUGAGGGUAUCACAACCAAUGAGGAUCUACUAACCAUUAGACGGCGAAGAACGACCAAGAAGAGUGCCGGUCCUUAUGCUGACUUUCACCUCUGCUCUCCACCUGAAGAGCACAGAGGCUUAUGUCAUCAUUCUGAAGGUCUAUGUCAGGUCUGUGGAGGCUUGUGUSAGGAUGACACAYGGUCUCGGACUGACAAUACCCUGGAUCAGGAGGAACAGGCUACCAGUCACCAGUCCCUCAGUGACAUAAACAUUCGAUCUGGUCAGACGAAGGCAACAGACGUGUAUAACCCGGAAGAGGAGGGUUUGAAGGAAGUUGAACUGAGGAUUGAUUGUCAGCGCACCGAGGAGUCUGUGGCUAGCCAUCCACUUACCGUUGCCAACGAGCCUCAGGAAGCUCCAGAAGUCAAAACUCUCCCUGACACGUUGACUGACUCUGGUCUACAAGAACCUGACCAUGUGUGUUAUACGGGGCUUGACAUGAUAUUGACUGACUCUGACGUUAACAAAUCUCUGGCUGGCUGUGUGUGCGAGGAGGCAGUAGGUUGUCCAGAUGGAGACAGCUAUGUUGCUUUUGCCAACACCCAGUUAAGUCAAGAAAAUGUGAAAUUGCGCGACACAGACCUUCAAGAACCUGACCAACUGUCUGUUACGGAGAUCCAGGAAGUAAAAUGUCCAGGUGCUGUCAUGAUGACCAGCCAUGUGGAGGUGGUCUAUGAGAAGACUAGAAYCAUGGAGGAUGACAUGGAAGCGAUGGUUGAGGAUCUCUACAGUCACUUCCCGCAAGUGGAUGAUCGUUCAGCAGGUUUCGAAUAUUGUGACGUGGCAAAUGCAUGGGUGGGGAACAGAGACCAUCUUGAUGACCGUGGAAACGGUCGACAACCGGCUCAAAGCUGGAAUACAACAGGGAUUGACCCUACAGAGAGGAUGACGAGCAACCCUCAGGAACUGUUUGACCAACAGCCAGACAGUCUCUGCACUGAUCCCAACAGAGACGGUGUUCUUCAYGACAACGCGAUGGAAGGGUUAAGCAGGGAGCCGACGGAAGCUCGAGACACCCAUGUGAUUUCUGAGCGAGAGGGGGUUAAUAAGAGCAUGGACACACGGGUAGAGAGCAGUUGUCAGGAAGUUGAAAUAAACAUCAUGGAAGCCACUAUGGACUACAAUGAAUGGAUGACUGUAAGUGUCACAGAUGCAGAGGGUAACGCUGACACUCCCUGGGUGAGGAUAAGCCACUCGUCCGACUGCUCUGAGGCGGAGCAGCAUCCCACAGAAACGCAGCACAAUGCAGACGAUUCAACAAUGACCGAAACGCCCACCUCAAAGGUCAAAGAAACUGAAACCACACCUGUAUCACUAGAUGGAGACCUGCAGGAGAAUAAAAUGGCAGCUGUGCUUCCUAACGAACCCCACGCAGUACAGGUGAGGUUCUGUAUCCACUACAACACCYUGUCACCCCGGCAGGAACUGGCUGUGACUGGGAACCAACCGGCGCUGGGGAGCUGGAAGGGGUUUGUUCCGCUGGAGAGGGGCCAGGAUGGGUUCUGGGCCAGCUGGGUCGCCCUCCCUGCGGAGAAACUGGUGGAGUGGAAGUUCGUGCUGGUGGAGAAUGGCGAAAUCCAACGCUGGGAGGAGAGUGAGAAUAGACACCUGGAAACGGGUCAUGGCGGUGGAGAGGUGAACCUCAACAGAUGGUGGGGCUUCCUCUGAGUGAGCAACCAGUGGGAGGAGGAGUGAAGGGUACUAGUGSUCGUUCUCUUUAGUAGCGUUCUAAGAUGUAAUCUAUUCUAAAUGGUGUUAGCAGUGUGGCUCUCGCAGAGGAAGAGGACUGACUGGUGCAAGGGGUCGAUCAUAGAGGACUUGGCUGCGGCCCAAUUUUCCUUACCCUGUGCACUAAUUCACACUUUUUUUGCAUUUUAAAAAGCAGUUUCCAACAUUCCUUACCCUGAUCUGUUUCUUUUUUACAUGGAAGUAAUUGAGUGUACACUCUUGGUAAAGGGGUGUUAAACCCCAGUAUCUAAUCAGGGCUCUGGUCCUUUAUAUACUGCAUUAUAGCAACCCAACUAUUAAUCAAGUUGCACGUAUUAAGUGAGUGACGUAAUGCAAAGGUAGAGUUGAAUGUCAAUUUAGUAUGGCGCUUGGAUAUUGUCCAAUGGGGGAUGAUGAUUCAGUACUUUCAAUAGAGCAGCUCUGCACUMCUUUGGGCUUCUAUACCAGCAAUAAUCACAGCAAUAAGUGUUAUCCAGGUAUUUUACAUGUUUUACUGCAGUUACUCAGACUGUCUUUGUGAUUGUGAAAUGGGCUGUUUAUAUUCACCAGAAAUAGAAGUGUACUCGUAACCAUCAACUGAUAUAGGUCAGUGAAUUGUUAUUAUGCAAAUACUGUGAUGCUGGUAUUUUUAAAUGUCAUAUCUACAUCAGAUCUUAGCUUCUUGAAUUAUAUUUUGUAUCUAUUAUCCACACCAAGUCCCUAAACCUUUUUGAUAAUGUUCAUAAAUGUUUUUUUUGACAUGUUAAUUCACUUUGGUUUGGUUUACUUAGAUUUUAUUUUAUCACAAUUGAUGGUGUCUUGGUUCUAAUCUAUUUUUAAUAAUAAAUGUCUUAUGAUUGCAAUGUGGUUAAUGUCCUACUGUUAAAUAUUUAGCUCUAGUAGAGUUCUGUCCUCUUACCCAAUAAACAAACAUAUUUUCCUGGAAUGCA